AUGGCGCUUUCUUCUUCGAGACAUAGUUUCUUUAUGGACAUGGCCUUAGAUCAAGCCGAAAAAGCAUUUGAUCAGCUGGAAGUUCCAGUGGGUUGUGUUGUUGUUAGAGAUGGAAUUGUAGUAUCAAAAUCCCAUAAUAUGACAAAUGCUAACAAAUCUCCACUUGAUCAUGCCGAAGUUAUCUCUAUUAGAAGUACAGACUGUUCCAAUAGUACAUUUUAUGUAACUUGUGAGCCAUGUAUCAUGUGUAUGGGCAUACUAGGGAGGUUGAAGGGAGUUAGGGUGUACUAUGGAUGUAAGAAUGAAAUCUUUGGAAGUGAAACCAUAUGCGGGGUUGGGAUAGAAAGUACGUAUCUUCCGGAUGAUCGAUGCUUUAAGAUACUGCAGAAAUUCUAUUCUAGAGAAAAUGCAUUUGCUCCUGAUGAAAAGAGAAAGUUGAAGAACCGCUAA
Encephalitozoon intestinalis ATCC 50506 is the source of this 450-nucleotide messenger RNA. Its product is annotated as deoxycytidylate deaminase. The record is from RefSeq and is a predicted model, not a curated record. NCBI's taxonomy places the organism in Eukaryota, Fungi, Microsporidia, Unikaryonidae. The coding region runs from base 1 to 450 and encodes 149 amino acids. Gene Ontology annotation, molecular function: catalytic activity. The transcript has a single exon.